Teleopsis dalmanni is the source of this 736-nucleotide messenger RNA. RefSeq names its product general odorant-binding protein 66-like. Gene Ontology annotation, molecular function: odorant binding. Lineage: Eukaryota; Metazoa; Arthropoda; Insecta; Diptera; Diopsidae. The record is from RefSeq and is a predicted model, not a curated record. Bases 6 to 608 code for a protein of 200 amino acids. The transcript is spliced from 3 exons.
UCAACAUGAAAUUACAUCAAGCAUUUGCGUUUGUGACUUUGCUAGUUGUGCAUAUUUGCGGUUUAAAAAUUGAUUGCGAUAAUCCCGAUGGUAUUAAUGAAGAUCAUAUACAUUACUGUUGCAAACAUCCAGAAAAACCCAAUAAAGUGCUAGAGGAUUGUUCAAAAGAAACUGGCUUUAAGUGGCCCAAUCCCAAGGAGGAGGCUUUCAUUGAUAUAACACCUGAUCGCGCUAUCGCUGGCACUUGUUUUAGCAAAUGUGUUUUUAAUAAACUUAAUUUCAUGAAAGGUGAAGACUUUAACAUGGAAGCUGUUAAAAAAUAUUACAGUGAUAAUCAUAGCAACGAUCCUGAAUAUGUUAAGGAAAUGUUGAAUGCCUUUGAUCAUUGCCAUGGCAAAUCGGAAGACAACGCAGCUAAAUUCCUAUCGAAUCCUAUGUUCAAAACUUUGUCCGACGAUUUUUGUGAACCCAAGUCCAGUGUUAUACUAGCUUGUGUUAUACGCCAAUUUUUCCAUAAUUGCCCAAUUGAACGUUGGUCGAAGUCUCCGGAAUGCGAUCGUGUGUUGGAGUUUAGUAAAAGCUGCAAAGAUGCUUUGAUUUCUAUGUAAAAUUAACCAAAAACUAUAAAUUUUUCAUUUUUAUGUAUACCAAUUGCAUUGGUCUGAUUGAGUUGCAUAUAGAAACGUUUACUACAAAAUAAAUUUGAAUUUACCGAUUUCAUGUAUGAUAUAUUAAG